Molecule: messenger RNA, 1279 nt
Organism: Pseudomassariella vexata
Lineage: Eukaryota; Fungi; Ascomycota; Sordariomycetes; Amphisphaeriales; Pseudomassariaceae
Exons: 2
Coding region: 178-1161 (327 amino acids)
Molecular function (GO): 4-hydroxy-tetrahydrodipicolinate synthase activity
Source: RefSeq, a predicted model, not a curated record
GAAUUAGAACAUAGCAUCUGACGCGUCACGAGAAGCUUGAAAUGACCCGGCGAUUUCUCACAUCAUGCCUCUACAUGAGAUUCAUUACAGAAGUCGUCCAGAAGUUCGCAGCUGCGGUCUAGUAUAUUCGAAGUUGUCAUAGCAAAUUUAGGUAGUUUCCUAUGAAUUCUGGUUAAGAUGUCUACUCCUCCUCCACCCGGAAUCUACGUGCCCGUGCCGACCUUCUUCCAAUCCAAGAAGUCCGCCACUUACAACGCUAUCGCUUCACCUGUGGAUAUCGACACGCAGGUUGCCCACUCGAUAUAUCUCGCGAAAGCUGGAACCAAGGGGUUGGUCAUUCUGGGCAGUACAGGCGAAGCCAUCCAUCUCACCAACAAGGAGCGCUUUAAUGUUCUCUCUGGUGUCCGGCGUGCGUUCGACCAUGAGGGCUUCAAGGACUACCCCAUCAUUGCCGGCACCGCGACCCAGAAUAUCGAAGAGACGGUCGACCAGCUGAAAAAUGCAAAAGAGGCUGGAGCGCAAUGGGGACUCUGUUUGGUGCCGGGAUACUUUGCUGGUGCGAAUUCACAGGAGGGCAUCAUCCAGUGGUUCACAGCUGUGGCUGACCAAAGUCCCAUUCCCGUCAUGAUCUACCAUUACCCCGGGGUCUCAAAUAAUGUCAAAGUCGUCCCCUCAACCUACGUCACCCUGGCAAAACACCCUAACAUCGUCGGCUGCAAGCUCUCACACGGCGACAUAUCAGUGCACGCCCAGAUCGCCUCAAACCCCUCAAUAGACCACUCCAAAUUCCAUACCUUCACAGGUUUAGGCCAACAACUUCUGCCCGCCAUCUCCAUCGGCGUCGUAGGCGCCAUUGAUGGUUGUGCGGGGUUCUUCCCCGAGACCGUGGUCAAGCUGUACGAACUAUCAAUCAAGAACCAGCCUGCGGACGAGGAAAUAAAGAAAAGAAGGUCAUUGCAGUACAAGCUUAGCUCUAUGGAGGAGAUUAUUGUCAAGUUUGGUACGGUAGGGAUCAAGGAGGCGAUUAGUCGGUUGAGGGGCUUGGGGGAUCCGGACGGCACGCGGCUGCCCCUGUUUAGGGGCAUUCCAGGGGGUGAGAGGGAGUGGUCUAAGUGGAAAGGGGUCGUGGAUAGUAUGGAGGCGGAGGAGAAUGGUGCUUAGGUCGGUGAGUAGAUUCGAGUCGAGGGAAUAGUAUUGGUAAAUCCUGAUUACCGGUCACCAGUUGGCUUCAACGAUAAUGUGUCACUUAUGCCAAGGGCAUUCCUACAGAUCCAGAUAU